AUGAAGUGCACUGCAACCACGGCACUCUACCUGCACAUUCUGCGCACUGCGGAACAACACCACCGGGAAAUCCUCUCCACUCUGGCGGACCUCGCCCAGACCACAAGAAAGGAAAUUGUGGAGCGCAAGGUCGCCUUCCGCGAGGCCCAGGAGCGUGCCGAAGGCGUCGAGGACCUCAAGAAGAAGAAGAAGAAGAAGGACCACAAGAAGUCCCGAGCGGCGUCGCCGUCUGACAACCCGUGCAAGAGGGCAAAAGGUGCAGCAGCAACAACAGCAGCCACAGCAACAGCAGCCGCAGCAACAACACCGCCCGCCACUGCAACAACAGUCACAGCAGCAGCCACAGGCAAAUCCCCAAGACCUGCCUACUGCUUCCAGCACUUGGCGCCACAGCUGACAGCAGACAAGCUAAGCAACCUCUUCACCACACUGCGCAACCACAAAAAACAUAGCCAGCAUCCGAUGCUGUCAAUCCUCCGACAGCACGGCGUGGGGAUACCGGACCCACCGAAAUGGAUGACGGCCACCAUGGCAUACAAGCUGCUGAACCUGGCGUCCAAGGAGUUCACCCCGCUCCUCCAACGGGAUCUCAAGAACAAGGCGAGAGCUGCUCAACGGCAACUAAAGAAGGUGGCGGAGCACCAUGACGAAGGCGCGCGCUUCGCAUGUGAGCACACGGCCGAGCUGGCCCUCUACAUCGGCGCCGCGCAGCAUCUUGCGAGGACCCUUGCACCGCCCGACACCGACUUGACCUCGCUCAAGAUAUUCCCCACAUUCACAAACAAGCACCCUUUCAUACAACUAGACGCAGGACUACUACGGGACCUGACCUGCUUCAAGUGUGGCCGCCUCGGCCACUCCCAGCGCCAGUGCCGACAGCCUGCCGCAGUGCGACCACCGCCAAGGCAAGCUCUGUCCCUCCUCGAUUUCCUCGGAGCAGACGUGGCCAGGCAGUUCCGGAAGCGUCGCGUCACGUCCAUCAGGACGGACGGCUACACAGCAUACCUCCUGGUGGAGCCCAGCGCGCGCCGCGACACCGUCUGCGACACCAGCCCCAUCACACCCGUGGUUGGGGUCGACCCAGGCACCCGCAUCCCGCUUGCCUGCGUUCGGAUCCAAGACGGCAAAAAAAUGAUGGUGUCGCAGAAGCGAAUAGGCGGGGGUGCGGAGCCAGGGAGCGUGGACGAUGUGGUUGCGUCUGCGAGGGAGUGUUUGAGGGAAGGUGUGAGCAGGCGAGAGUUGAAGUGGAGGCUUCAUGAGAAGCUGAAGCACUGUCGCUUCCGAAGCAGAGUCGCCGGCGAGCUUGCGACACGCUUUGGACGCGACUGUCGGGUGUUCUUCGGAGACUGGUAA
Molecule: messenger RNA, 1353 nt
Organism: Salpingoeca rosetta
Lineage: Eukaryota; Choanoflagellata; Craspedida; Salpingoecidae
Exons: 3
Coding region: 1-1353 (450 amino acids)
Molecular function (GO): zinc ion binding; nucleic acid binding
Source: RefSeq, a predicted model, not a curated record